GAUCUGAUCUGCAAGGCUGGGUGCUGUUCCUGGUGGAUCGUUGUUUGAAUCGGCGUCGCCGUCGGGAAUUGGUGAUUUGAUCUGACCGAGCUGUUGAGAGUGCGUGCGAUGUGAUGUGAUGCUACUUCCCAUGGGUCUUGUGUGUUUCUGGGUUUGUUGGAAUUAGAGGAAGAGGAGGUGGGUAUCGACAGAGAUGCAAAAGAGUGGGAGUCUUUCGAAAAGCAAUAAUAGCCUUUGGGUUUCAGUGCCUCAGCAGCCUUUGAGGAGAAUGGGACUGUGUUCGCCUGGCGGAGGGCACGCUGCGUCGCCGGUCGUGUUCCCCGAGAAGCGGAACAAGGUUAAAAAUGCGGCGUCGAGGCAGAAUAUAAGUCCGAUGAGCGUCGGCGUCGGCGUCGAUGAUCCUUUUAAAGUGAAGAAGGCAGAGGAGCACAGGAUUGAUAUAAUUGGAGGAGGCGGUGGAGAUGAGAUGUCUGAUUUGUUGGGUUACGUUGUUUAUGCUGGGAAGCUUGUUUUAGAUAAGAGAAAGAAUGUGUAUGACAAGAAUGGCAAGGAUGGACAACAAAAUUCAGCUGAAAUAAGUACCCUAGAAGGUGCUGUUGACGCUAAACUUACCAGCAAGGCUUUCGUCUGGGGCUCCCAUGUCUUGCCACUCGAUGACGUUGUCUCGGUGUCCUAUAAUGCUGGACUGAGACAUUUCACAGUGCAUGCUUACCCUGAAAGGAAUGGGUCUUGUGGCUUCUUUUGUUUCAUGAAAGGUCAAAAGAGAAGUCGCAAGGACUUCUGUUUUGUGGCUUCUAGCAAAGAAGAGGCAAUUCAAUGGGUGGGUGGCUUUGCUGACCAGCAAUGCUAUGUCAAUUGUUUGCCACACCCACUGGUUUCAUCAAAGAAGCAAGCUUCUUCAGAAUUGCUUCCGAUUGACCCUCCACCUGAAUUAAUUUUCAGAUGCAAGAAUCCUCCCAGAAUGCUUGUCAUUUUAAACCCACAGUCUGGACGGGGUAAAUCGAGUAAAGUCUUCUACAGAAUGGCUGAGCCAAUAUUUAAGCUCGCAGGAUUCCAGCUGGAGGUAGUUAAGACUACUCAUGCUGGUCAUGCUAAAAGUCUAGCUUCUAGUGUUGACUUCAGCACCUGUCCUGAUGGAAUAAUAUGUGUUGGAGGUGAUGGAAUUGUCAAUGAGGUUCUGAAUGGAUUGCUUAGUAGGGAUAACCAGAAAGAAGGAAUUUCCAUACCUAUGGGAAUAAUACCUGCUGGUUCUGAUAAUUCACUUGUUUGGACUGUUUUGGGAGUCAGGGAUCCAAUUUCUGCAGCUUUAGCUAUUGUGAAGGGUGGUUUAACUGCUACAGAUGUUUUUGCUGUUGAAUGGCUUCAAAGUGGUGUCAUUCACUUUGGGAUGACUUGUGCAUACUAUGGUUUCGUCAGCGAUGUAUUGGAGAUGUCUGAGAAAUAUCAGAAGCGCUUUGGUCCUCUGCGAUACUUUGUGGCUGGUUUCCUGAAGUUCCUUUGUUUGCCAAAAUACAACUAUGAAGUGGAAUAUCUUCCAGCACUGAAAGAAGAUCAGGAUGGAAAGCUCUCUACUGAACGUCAAGCAGUUGACAUGACAGACCUGUACAAUGACGUUGUGAGAAGGUCAAGCAAAGAAGGCAUGCCUAGAGCAUCCAGCUUAUCAAGUAUUGACUCGAUAAUGACCCCAAGCCGGAUGUCUGGUGGAGAUCCGGAUACAACCUGCAGUAGCACUCAUGCUAGCACUGAACCAUCUGACUAUGUUCGUGGCAUAUCCAAACGCCUGUCAUCUGGAAGAAACAAUGUUGCUGCUGAACCCGAAGUUAUUCAUCCCCAAAAUCCCCUGUCAACAACUCCAAACUGGCCGAGGACAAGGUCAAAGUCAAGGACAGAUAGAGGAUGCUCGGGGCUGCAAGCUACACAUGAUCGGACAUGGGGGAAUGCUGCGACAAAUGAUAAAGAAGAUAUCUCAUCAACAAUGUCUGAUCCAGGUCCAAUUUGGGAUGCUGAACCAAGGUGGGACACUGAGCCUAAUUGGGUUGUAGAAAACCCAAUAGAAUUGCCUGGGCCUCCAGAUGAUAUAGAAACUGGAGUUAAGAAAGAACUCAUACCUAGAUGUGAAGAGAAGUGGGUAGUUACUAAGGGACAGUUCCUUGGCAUAUUGGUGUGUAACCAUGCCUGCCGAACUGUUCAAAGCUCUCAGGUGGUGGCACCAAAAGCUGAGCCUGAUGACAACACCUUAGAUAUGCUUCUAGUUCGUGGAAGUGGGAGGUGGAGACUUUUGAGAUUUUUUGUGCGUCUUCAGAUGGGUGGACACCUUGAGCUACCAUAUGUGGAAUACAUAAAGGUAAAGUCAGUGAAGAUUAAAGCCGGGAAGCACACGCACAAUGGCUGUGGCAUCGAUGGUGAGCUCUUUCCUCUUAAUGGACAGGUCAUCUCUUCUUUGCUUCCAGAACAAUGCAGAUUAAUUGGUCGCUUCCCGAGCCAUCGCAUAUAAUAAUAGCCAAAAGCUCCUUUCGUAUUCUUUUGCUGUGAUACCAGGGACUUGUGAUCUCAAAAUUUUGUCAAAAGCAUGUGCAUUUCCUCUAUACAUAUCAGGGGACAAUCUUCUCUUCCGCUUCAAUUUGUUUCUCCCAGUCAAGUCCCUGUAAAUUCUGUGUAAUGUAAACAGCUGCCCCUUUUUGGUUUGACACUCGGUCUCUUCUAUCGAUGUGUACGGAUGUCCCAUGUUUUUCAUAUGGGUGCGAGCUGGUUAACGUGAACGUGUGAGAAAUAUAUGCUACUUUCUGCAGCGAUUCAGUUUACUCCCCAAAACAUGGAUUGUAGAAGCUUUUGGUUGUUU
Molecule: messenger RNA, 2839 nt
Organism: Rhodamnia argentea
Lineage: Eukaryota; Viridiplantae; Streptophyta; Magnoliopsida; Myrtales; Myrtaceae
Product: sphingoid long-chain bases kinase 1
Exons: 8
Coding region: 194-2494 (766 amino acids)
Biological process (GO): sphingosine biosynthetic process
Cellular component (GO): cytoplasm; membrane; intracellular membrane-bounded organelle
Molecular function (GO): kinase activity
Source: RefSeq, a predicted model, not a curated record